Molecule: messenger RNA, 4722 nt
Organism: Naegleria lovaniensis
Lineage: Eukaryota; Heterolobosea; Eutetramitea; Acrasida; Naegleriidae
Exons: 3
Coding region: 1-4722 (1573 amino acids)
Biological process (GO): siRNA processing
Cellular component (GO): nuclear RNA-directed RNA polymerase complex
Molecular function (GO): RNA-directed RNA polymerase activity
Source: RefSeq, a predicted model, not a curated record
AUGUUGCCAUCGUUGGGAUUGACAUUGUCCUCGUGUUGGAACCUACUGUCGAAAGGCCUUGAAGAUUUUUCAAUCAUGAAAAAGACUUCAUCCGUGUUGGUCAAGAGAAAGUAUUCGGAAGAUCAAGAGCCAAAUAAUUAUUCCAAUCGAGAGGAACAUGUACAAAAUGAUUUCAAGGAGGAGGAUUUAUUGAAAAAUAUUAAUUCUACGGUUCAUACUAAUCCGAAAGCCAAUGAUGUUAAUAAUAAUAUUAUUAUUAAACCCGAAUCGUCCAAAUUAAGUUCAAACUCAGCAUCAUCAGCACCAGAUUUAACAACCGCCAUGAAAUCUUCUCAACCAAUUUCAACAGUAUCCAAUUCACAGCGACCCAAACAAGUAUUUAUUCCUCCUCCUAAAUAUCAACAAGCAUAUCAACAGUGGAAACGAAAACAUUUAUUGUCUCUGUGUCACUCCUACCAACGACAGUCAAACAUGACAAAGCUCAUUGAGACAGAUACGUCUUUGCCUCACAAUUCACAAUGUAGCCAACCCAAAGAAAAUGGUGCAUGCUUUCCAAGUCAUAAAAAGAGAAAGCUUGAACAGGACACCAAACUAUUUCAAUCACCUUCCCAAGGUGUACCUAGAACUGCUCUUGCUGAUAUUUCGGCUGGAAAUACCUGUUUAUCACAAAAUGUCACAAACACGAUUUAUGAAACAAGAGAGCUGAAAAAGGAAGGGACUUAUGUGAGAGAAAGUAUUCAAAACGCGGGGUCCGAGAACAAGAAAAUUCCAACGUUUUCUCAUACGAAUAUUCAUUCAAACACGAAACUCUUGUCGCAAAUUGAACCAUAUCUGGAUCCAUAUCUUGGAAAACAAAUAAUUAACAAGAUUGAUUUGGGUAAAUUGUUUCUUAAAACCGCUGACUUACACAAUAUUUUAGGGAAACAGUAUCCUCUAAUUGGAAAGAUCCAUGGAGGACCUGACAAUGGAUUCUAUUUACAAAUUGAUAAUGAUGGAACCGUCACAAAACAAACCUCAAGCAAUAGUAGCUCUGUAUAUCAGUCCUACACAAGAUUGGGAAGAAUUUUAAUGAGUCUGGGAUUAGGUCGUGCCAUGCUAUACCUACAAUUUCAACAUGAAUAUAUAUCUUCACAUGCUAAUGACGUGGAACAUAUUUGCAAACAUGGUAUUGAUUAUAACGGUACAAGAUACAAGCUCUUCACUGCUAGCAAUUCGUCCCUUUGUAGUAGAACAGGCCUAUCACUGUUCAUCUCAUCGCAUAUCGAUCAUCUAUAUUUGGUAUCCAUGUUGGGUAACUUUUCUGAAGCUGCAAAAAAAGGACCAAGAAAAGCAUUGAGCCGAUUGGCCUUAAAUAGCGGAAAGAGCUAUUUCUGUAGAAAACAAUUACGACCAGAAGAGUUAUUUGUUUUAGAUGACGAAAAAGAUUUUCCUGGUGUUGACGGGUGCGGCUUUGCACGAGAGGAUUACUUUAAAGAUAUUUUGAAGCUCACCGAGAAGCAACCAUUUCUACAUGAUGACGGAAAAGUUUCUCGGUUAAUUCAUGAUAAUGAGAUUGAUAACAUAGUAGCCAUCCAAUUUCGAGUGGGUGGAUUUAAGGGAGUUCUUCAAUCUAUUCCAAUGAAGUUUUGGAGCACUUUGAAACAAAAGUAUGGAUUUCAAGAUAGUAUACGGUGCGUUAUGCGAAAAUCUAUGGAGAAGUUUAUUGGAAAUACUGAUAUAUAUAGCAACUUUGACGUUCUGGAGGUUUCUAAAGUUUGUGGUGGUAGCAUUAAUCUUCAUUUCAUGUCCUGUAUGCUGCAAUUAACCUCAAACCGAGAAGAAAUGGAAAACAUAUUUUUACAACGAUUGGAUGAAUAUUUGGUAGAGAAGUUGUGUUUGGAUCCUGAGAAUAGGUCACAAUUGAAACAUUCAGCAGUGUUGAAUGAUAUUAAUUCGAGCGCAACAUUUGAGCAAGAUUCUGUAUACAACACAGUGAAACGCUUAUUGUUGGCUGGUCACAAAUUAGACAACCCUUUCAUUCAUAAGUGGAUUAUGAAAAGAAUGGAGAGAAAAUGUCAAGCUUUGUUUUUCAACCAUUUAUCACUUAAAUUCAAAAUUAAGAAGUGUGUUAAUUUGGUUGGAGUCAUUGAUGAAACUGGAAAACUUGGACCAAAUCAAGUUUUCAUUGCAUGUCCAAAGAUCCGUAAUACUCUUGGAGAACGCGAAUAUCACAACUUACGGCAAGUCAUUGUAUAUAGAAAUCCACUUGCAUAUCAAGGUGAUAUUAUGAAACUUGAAAUUGUAACAACCCUUCCUAACACAUUUACCGCUGAGGAAGCCGAAUAUAUGGCUUCCAGAGAGAAUGUGAUUGUGUUUCCCAAGUGCUAUCGACAAAAGUCCAUUCAUCAAUUUAUGGGAGGUGGAGAUUUAGAUGGUGAUCGAUAUGUUAUCAUUUUCGAUCAAGAACUCAUUUCACUCUUUGACAAGGAAGCUCCAAAAGUUGAUUACGAUAGUCAUCCUCCAAUCAUCAAUGAACCAAGCAAGCCAGUGUCUCAUUACAAUGUUAUUGAUGAGCAUGUGAGUUGCAUUAUCAAUAAGGAUAACCUUAUUUCAGACAUUUUCUAUUGCAACAUGCUUGUGCGAGAGAGUAAUGAUAUCGAGACGAAGAUGUUACUGGCCAAAGCACUUGCGGACGCCAUUGAUUCCAAGCGAGCUCACCACAUUGAUUUUAGAAAACUCAUUUUGGAAACGAAACAAAAAUUUAAAGAACCAGCAUGGUAUUUGGAAAGUUCAAAAGUUAAGGUUUCACAAGCUCGUUUAUUUGAUUCCCAUACAUUUGAAUUUCGAAUGAUGAACUUGAUCAUUGAAACAUAUUCUUCCAUCAAAUAUCAACCCAAUCAUGUCACGAUCGAUAGAGAUUUAGUUGUGACUAGACCUAAGAAAUGCAAUGCAAUAUUGGAAAAACAGUGGAAAGAAGAAUUUACUCUUGCACACAACAAAUGGACCGAAUAUUGGAUACAUUUUUGCUCCAUGCACAAAGAGUCCACAAAUUUCAAUGUAUACAACAAGUACAACAUGAAGGAAAAGAUCUUUCAAAAAUCGUUGAAACCAUUUCUUGACGAAUUUUUGGAUUCAAAUUCUCAAAGACAGCAUCCAUCGAAUCAUCAUCUCCGACCACAGCAAUAUUGGACAGACAUGUUUCAUUCGAAUGGUCUUCUUGCGACAGAUGCACCUUACAAGGCGAGUAUUUGGCUUCAAGCAGCAUAUGAAUUAGAAAAACGAUACAUGAAAGAAGAAGCUUUAUGUCCUUCUCAACUACCAUCAAGAAGCACCAUCCUCUCCCUGCAGUCUUCUCGUUCCAUGAUACGAGACGGCAUCCCCGUGAUGAAUUCCUCUCAAACAACACGGCCAUUAAGGGCGAUCAUUCCAUCUUCACAACAACCAUUAUUGGCUCAAUCCUCUUCCUAUUCACAACCCUGCAAUUUUCAUUCACACUUUUCACAAUGCCCCUCUUCAACCCAAAGGAGCCAAGUUUCCAUCCUUCCCAGAAGAAAAUCCAUCUUAUCGAGUCCCUUUCUCUAUUAUUGUUGCCUUACUGAAUUGAAUCUUUUAAAGACAACCAAUUCCACAUGGACAACUACCACCAUGUGUCUCUCCAGCACUCCCAUCAUUCUCCACCCCAAGCUUCCUUUUAGCCUUUCAGCUUCCGUAUGUGUCUAUGCGUAUUUACAGGGACGAAUUUCGGGUAUGAGUGGAAUUGCAGGUUGUGCAUUCCGUGGACUGAAAAACAAGUUAUUGCCAUCAUCCUCACCGAAUCGUUCAGUGGUUACGGAAGAAGAAUUUGCACACAAAAUUCUCUAUAUUCUUGGUUUGAUGGUUGCAGGCUUUACGGUGUGGUUUCUAGAGAUGGUUCCCGAUCAUUUUGUUCAAAUUUCAUCCAUUUGGCUCUCCUCUCCUUCCGUAUGGGUCAUGUAUUUGGUGGCAGGAUUGUUAGGUGGGUUUGGAACACAGCUCGGAAAUGGAUGUACAUCGGGAAUGAUGAUUUGUGGUAUUGCACGACUUUCUAUUCGAGGAUUUGUGUCCACAAUGGUGUUUUGUUCAGUUGCCUUUGUUUGUGUCAAGUAUUUGAGAAGUAUUGAAUUUGUAGCUCAGAAUUUAAUCAAUAUUGGACAAGGAGUUGAAUUGGACAAGCCUUUCAUGGCAUUCCCAACUAUGGAGAAGGCAGUAUUAAUUUUCCUUUACUUUUUGUUGCUCAUUUCAAUUUACAUGUACAUUUUACGACGAGUCCAAUCAUGGAGUGACAAUGCCCAACACACUUUGGACUUUUACUUGCAUUUUUAUAAUGGAUUGGUAUUUGGAUCUGGCUUGGCGCUGAGUGGAAUGACAAAUCCAAUGAAAGUACUUGGAUUCUUUGACAUUGGAGGCGAAAACUAUGACCCAUCAUUGUUCUGUGUGGCCAUAUUUGCCAUCCUGCCAAGCAUGUUUGUUUUCCAAAAGUAUGUGUUGCCACGAGCUGCCCAACAUGAAAAACCACCAAUUUCUACCAAAUAUCACAUGCCAACAUCAAAUUUAAUUGACUGGAAACUUAUUGCUGGAGCUGCCAUAUUUGGAGUCAGUUGGGGAAUGGCUGGAGUUUGCCCAGGCCCUUGGAUGACAUCUCUGGGAUCAUUGAAUCCUCUGUAUGUCAUCUUUGGAGUAGGUUUUGGCGCUGGAAUUUACUUUAAAGAUAUGUUGCGAGUGUAA